GCCCACUCCCGAGGAAGCUCUCAAGUGGGGGGACUCCCUGGAGAAGCUGCUGCUGCACAAAUGUAAGUGUUUGCCCGGUUGUUUCCGUCUCUGUUGCCGGGGGAAUAUCCAGACACGUGCAUGGAUCAAGCUGGGAUUUCCUCUGUUAAUCCUUUCCGGUUCCAAGAUGGUCUCCAAGGCCAAGAAGAUCUUCGCCGAGUACAUCGCCAUCCAGUCCUGCAAGGAGGUCAACCUGGACUCCUACACGCGGGAGCACACCAAGGAGAACCUGCAGAACAUCACCCGCAGCUGUUUCGACCUGGCGCAGAAGAGGAUUUAUGGGCUCAUGGAGAAGGACUCGUACCCCCGCUUCCUCCGCUCUGACUUGUACUUGGACAUAAUUAACCAGAAGAAAGCCAGCUCCCCACUGUAG
Molecule: messenger RNA, 412 nt
Organism: Apaloderma vittatum (bar-tailed trogon)
Lineage: Eukaryota; Metazoa; Chordata; Aves; Trogoniformes; Trogonidae
Product: regulator of G-protein signaling 3-like
Exons: 3
Biological process (GO): signal transduction
Cellular component (GO): plasma membrane; nucleus
Source: RefSeq, a predicted model, not a curated record